CAAACCAUGACAAGUUUUCAGAACCGAAUGUUAGAAAAAUGAAGUGGACGUCUGUAUAAUAGUGUGUUUAAUAUUUUUGAAUUUAACCUUAUUCGUGAUCAAUAACAGUUCGCAUUCGUUCUAGACAUCACUAUUUCAUUAUUCCACAAAAUGGUAAAUGUUAUCUGGUUAGGAGCUUUGCUCUUAUUGUAUACUUGUUUAACAUAUUCUCAAAAUCCUAGCAUAUUAUUGCAACCGGGUCCUUCAUCAAAUAUUUUAUCACUAAAUAUUAAUACGAAAAAAUGUAUUCACGCGGUUAGUGAUCACUUCCUAAGUUUUACAUUGGAACCAUCUACUAUAUUUUUGGCAUUACAAAAUAAUCUUGGGUCGACGGCCAUUAACAUGGCAAAAAGUUUAAACCCGGCGUAUGUAAGAAUAUCUGGUCCUGAAUGCAAUUACUUCAGAUUUCAAGAUGUGCAGGACACUUCGCAAUCAUCAUCAAUCCAUGUAAUAAAAAAAGGGAUAAAUAAUACUACGAUAACUGGAUGGCAUUGGUCACAGCUAAAUGAAUUUGUGACCAAAACUGGAUUAGACUUGAUUGUUGCAUUAAAUGUUAUGAACAGGCAACAUGGCUCUUGGGAUUUAAGCAAUACUUUAGAUCUUAUAUCUUAUUCAGAUAAACAUGGUUACAAUAUGGAAUUCCAAAUAGGAAAUGAUCUUCAAACAAUUGAAUCGCGUAUUGAUGGUUUGUCCUUGGGUAAGGAUGUAACAAGAUUACGAAAAGUACUUGAAGCAUUUCCCAGAUACAUGAAUUCAAAGAUUAUCAGUCCUGACAUUAAAUCUUGUGAUACACAAGAAGAAGCUAAAUAUUUAAAGAAUUUUAUCGUAGAAUCUGAUUCUUCACUUUCGGCAUUAACGUAUCAAGUGUCUUUAUCGAGUGAAGUAAAUGAGAACCCAACAGAAAUGUUCAACUUCAUACAAAAUCAACUGGAAUCUCGAGUGUGGCAAAAAGAUUCGAUAAACAAAUAUCUAGGGAGAAUAGCAGUAAAAAAACCAUUGUGGAUUAUUGAAUCAGGAAAUAAUAACAGACGAGGAGAUUUUACAGAUGGAUUGAUUUGGGCAAAAAGACUUUGUGCGGGUGCUCGAGUUGGAAUAAAUGUUAUUAUGAGAAAACCAUCUGCUUUAUCACUUACAGAACCUACUCCGGUUUAUUGGGUAUCAGUGCUUCAUAAAGCAUUGAUUGGAACAGAAGUUAUAGAUGCUAAAAUGUCAUUAGGAAACAAAACACGGCUAGAAACAAUAGUUCAUUGUACAAAAAUGUCACCGUACGAUCCAAACGAAGGAAUUAUAGCUCCUGAAUAUCGCUAUAACAGAGGAUCAAUUACAGUUUUUGGUGUAAAUAUGGGAUCAGAAGCUGUACAAUUAUCAUUAAAAAUUGGUCAAAAGCAAAGUCUACCAUUACAUCAAUACAUCAUGACUGCUAAUAAUAGACAACAUAGAAAAAGAGCGGUAAAACCUAUAACUACUAUGCUUAAUGGACAAAAAUUGAUUUUAUCACCCGAUGGUGAUCUGCCAAUCAUAUCACCAAAAGUACGAAGUUCUCAUAAAUUGAUUACCAUUCCCAGUCAAUCCGUAUUCUUUUUAGUUUUGCCAGAAAGUAAAUCAAAAGCUUGCAUGGCAAUUCAGAUCGAGGAAUCUAAAGAAUCUCAUAAAAAUGGUGGAAGGUUUUCAGUAGAUCAAGAGGAGUUUCUUGAACCUGAUUACGAAUCAUCAUCAAUAUUAGAUCAAGAAGAUGAAUCGACAUCAAAUGAAAAAAACGUAUAUGUGGCAUUUCGUCCCAAGUAUAUAAAAACGAAUUAUGACUCUAUAUCUCAAGCAAAUAGGAGAGAAGAAGAACUAAAAAGUUACAAUAACGAAAUAGUUCAAAAAAACAAUGAAAAUUCACGUUAUAGUGAAAACAUGCAACAAUCAGAGCCAGUUGUAAAAUAUAUUACAUUUUCCAAUAAUAAUUGGUUGUCGAAAUUUCCAAAAUCAUUAAACAAUCAUGAAUAUUCUGUGGAACUAUCAACUAUUUCUCCAACUGAAGAUACUACAGUAGAAAUGCUAAUAGAAAAAAGUACAAAGCCUUCUCAAAGUAGGAGAGGGAAGUAUCACGUACUAGCACAAGCAGUUGCUGGAAAAAGACACACAGAGAAAAAUAUUCGGUCUGAUUUGUAUUCCAAUUUAGAUUCUGCUAUAACCAAUUUCAAAUCAUCCCAAAAGUCAAAACUAAUAAAAAGAUCAGUUGAAAACAGCACCUUAAAUUCAAAAGAAGAUGAAAAUGUCGCGGAUGAAUUUACAAAUAAAGAGAAACCACUAUCAAACCCUUUUUCUGAAAAUGACGAAUCAUUUUCUGGUCUAUACUUAAAAUCAAAUGAAAAUAACUUCAAAAUUUCUGAACGAUCAAAAAAAGAAAUCAACUCGAUAGUUUCUGAAGUACAACAACCAGUAAUUACUUCACAAACAACACAACAAACAAUAAUCACAUCAACACCUAUAAUGCCUAUUGGGAUAAUCAAUCAAUAUUCAAAUAUUCAGAGUCAUGUUCAGAAAAUUAAAUCCAGAAAAGAACAAGCUUUAGCUAAAAUAAAUGGAAAAAAUUCUCAUAAUGAAAGAACGUCUCAUAAAAUGAAUGAUAGAAAAUCAAAAGAUAAACUUUCAGAAGAAGCAAUAAAUCCUUCUGAACAAAAACCAAUUACUGAAAAGUCAAUUACAGUAGAUAUAGAAGGCGUUAAUACUCAAAAAGAUUCAGUAAACCUUGGAAAAGUUACUAGUUUAGCUGAUAAGUUAAGAUAUAAUCGUCAAACAAAUAAUACAAUCUUAGAUAAUAACCAUAAAACCGUAAUACCUCGUAUAAAUAUAAAAUUGAGAAAGGUUUUAAAAAAUGUUGAUGUAGAAAAUACUAAUGAUUUAAAUACUCCUAUUGUUGAAACAACUCAUAAUGAACCUAGUAGUACUACAGAAAUGUCUUCGCAUAAUACUACUAAAGUAAGGAUUCUGACACAUGUACCAAAAACUUUAAAACUUGCAAAACCUAAAAUUAUUUUCAAUGAAGACGAAUUGAAAAGUAAAAAAUCAAUAGUAAGAGAGAGUCGUGAAACUACACAACACCCAGGAUCAAAAUUAAAAAUUAAACCAAUUUCACAUCCUUUGGGAAGAGUUAGAACACCAUCCAAUGUUGAUGUCAAUCAAAUUGUAACCAAUGAAAAAAUUGCGGAAAGACUAGUAGAAAACCUUAAAGAUGGCAAAAAAAUCUUACAAAAUGAACACACAAUUGUUAGCCCAAUUAAGAAUAAUGAAGAAACUAAACUAGAAACUAAAUCAAUUUCAACGACGGCGGCAAAAAUCAAAGCGUUUGAAGAAAAAAUGAAAUUUCGUAUUUCUGAAAGGGAACGAAAAUUACACGAGAAAAUUCACAAACACAAAAAACGAUCUUUGUUAAAUAACAAAGUGAAAGACGAUAUAAUGGAUGAAAAUGAUAUUUUGAAUUAUGAUCGAUUAAAAUCAAAUGAGUUCGACAUUGACGUUGAUUUUGUACCUGUAAUAAAACGUGAAAUUAAUAGAUAUCCAAGAGCGGUGGCUGAUUUUACGGUAAAACUAAACGAAGUGAAUACCUACGUAGACAAAAAUAAAAGAGCUAAAUAUUCAAAAAACAAUGGAUUCACAGAAGAUAAUGGUAGUGAUAUUUCUGAGGACUGGACUAAAACAAAUAAUAUCAGUCCAUUAGCGGAUGAUACUGAAUACGACAGUGUGAAUAUUAAAUCAAAACGAAAAUCUAUUUUUGAUGAAUUAGAUAAGGACGAUUAUAGUAAUAAUUCUAAAAAUAUGAUGAACAUGUUGUUUAGUCAUAUGCAAUCAUUUUGGAAAUGUUUUAAAAAGACAUUCCAAUUUUAAUGUCAUAGUAAAAACAUAAAUAUAUGACACAGGAACAAUCAUUAAUAAGUAGAACGUAAGUAAUUCAUUUGACUAGCAAUUAUACAUUUUAAUAUAUUUUAUAGUUAAUUUAUUGAACAUGUUUUAAUA
Messenger RNA from Sipha flava (yellow sugarcane aphid), 4041 nucleotides. RefSeq lists its product as uncharacterized. The transcript is spliced from 7 exons. Gene Ontology annotation, cellular component: membrane; extracellular matrix. The record is from RefSeq and is a predicted model, not a curated record. NCBI's taxonomy places the organism in Eukaryota, Metazoa, Arthropoda, Insecta, Hemiptera, Aphididae. Gene Ontology annotation, molecular function: hydrolase activity, acting on glycosyl bonds. Bases 151 to 3912 code for a protein of 1253 amino acids.